Haplochromis burtoni (Burton's mouthbrooder) is the source of this 4632-nucleotide messenger RNA. Its product is annotated as nucleotide-binding oligomerization domain-containing protein 1. Gene Ontology annotation, molecular function: ATP hydrolysis activity. Gene Ontology annotation, biological process: regulation of apoptotic process. The record is from RefSeq and is a predicted model, not a curated record. The transcript is spliced from 7 exons. Lineage: Eukaryota; Metazoa; Chordata; Actinopteri; Cichliformes; Cichlidae. The coding region runs from base 559 to 2826 and encodes 755 amino acids.
GUGUGAUAAAGAAUCUCUUUAGCAUGUGAAAGUGAAAUUAAUUUGAUUGAUUGAAGAACUAUUCCUGCAGCUAAAAGACUUUACAGAGUUUUACAGCGUCCUGAUUAUUAAACAGCGACUUUUACAUCAUUUCUUAACCAGACGGGUUGGAAAAGUGGCGAUUUAUGACCUAGUUUGCCUGCAGCGGUGGCAUCUGGUAAAUCCUAUAAGUACUUCCUACUUCCUGAUCAAGAAAAGUGAAAGGAAAACGUCCAGCCGGCGUUUGGUUCUUUGUUAGUAAAAAAGAGAAAAAAAAAAAAAAAAAAAAAACCCCACAAACUAUCUUAUGGAUUAACACAGAGAGAAACGAUCCCAAAAGAAGCGGACACAAUGAACUAGCACCAUACAGAAAAUGAAGCUGCUCACACUCAGCAUGAUGUGAUGUGGUGGAGAGAGGAACAGGAAAAUAACAGCACAAAGAUGCUGAACAGCUGAUGGAGUUUCUCAUCAGUGGAGACUUUGAGGUUGAUGUAUGAGUGAAGCUGGUUCACUGUGCUGGACAUACAGAAGCCGUGAAACAUGGCCUGUACAUCACAGACUGCUGAAGGUUAUAUCAGAAGUGCAAGAUGCCACCUUGUGGGAGGAUUAAAGAAUCUAUCUGUGAUUUUAGAGAACUUAUAUCAGCAAGGAGUUCUCUGUGAUGAAGAGGUCAGUAAAAUACAGGCAGAGAAGGACGACUACGACAAAACCAGAAGAAUACUGGACUCAGUCACAAACAAAGGGCAAAAAGCCUGCUAUGAGUUCCUCAAAAUUAUUGACAUGACAAGGAAGAGGACUUUACAGAGACCUCCUCUUCAUUCUGGCACCAAGACAUUUGACCUGCAUCAUUGGAUCAGCUGCUUUCCCUUCAAGGACGACACAGAAAUGAAUGCAAACUACUUACAAGGACCAAGACCGUGCCACAGAUAUCAGGAAAAGUUGAAGUCAAAUGCAAAAGAGAUGUCAAAUAAGUUUUGGGGAAAGAGUAAAAAGCUGUUGGGAGGGAACAAGAAGCCUGAUCUGUCGUACGCAACACUUGUAUUAGACACAGACGAAAGUGUUUCUCCGUCUAAAAUAAAGAAAGUGAAGAAAAAGAAAAGCAAGCUGAGUCGCCCUAAAAAGAUGAGAAAAUACAUCCCUGAGGAGAAACCAGACAUUCCCCCCAGUGAGCUGCUGGAAACAGAUAAAAACAUUCUCUUGGUUGGAAAACCUGGAAUUGGAAAGACAGCACUGACUCAUGAAAUGCUGAGAAUCUGGGCAGAAAGAGAAAGCAAAGAGCUUGAUUACAUGUUUUACUUUGACAUGAGGGAAAUAUCUGACAUCAUAAGGGACAAAAACUUAGAGGAACUUCUUUUUGGUGUGUUCUGUGAACCUGAUGAAGGCAAAGAUGAGGUCUUACAGGAUAUAAAGUACUCUGACAAUAUCACAAUAAUCUUUGAUGGGAUCACAGAUCUCUCCUCACAGGUGGUCAAGAAAGUUUUAACAAAGAAACUACUUCGUCUUGCAAAGAUCAUCAUAACAUGCAGACCAGAUGAUGAGGAUGAAGACUUGUUUUCUGGGGACUUUCACAGAGUGGAGGUGAAAGGCUUUAGUGAGCAGACUAUUAAAACAUACUUGUCUGCAACACUCGGUGAAGAUCAGGAGAAAGUUUUGAGUAACUUGGAGUUGGUAACUCUUUGUCAUGUCCCCAUGUAUGCACUGAUGAUGGCUGCUUGCUUUAACUCAGAAGACUCUCCACAGCCAUGUACAGUAACUGAGAUCUACAUCAAUAUUAUUCGAUUCUGCCUUCAGAUAAACAGCAAAACAAAGAAAAAAGAUCUAAAUUUCUUCAUCAGCACCAAGACAGAAGAAAUUCUGUCUCUGGCUGAAGCUGCUUUUCUUGCAACUCAACAAAAAUCUGUGAAUCUGACAGACCUGACCUGUGAAGACAUCUGUGUCCUGUCCUUCCUGAAACCACUUCUCAUUAAGGAGGCCGUGACUGAAACAAUAACCACACAUGCAUUCCUCCAUUACACAGUGCAGGAGUUUUUUGCAGCACUGUGGCUCCUGAAGAAUCCUGAUAAAAUCAGAGAUGUUUUUCAGCAGUGCCUCACAGAGGAGAAGAAACACAUGAAACAUCUGAUCCCCUUCAUGUGUCGACUGUUGAAUGAGAAGAGCCCAAGUUUGAUGAAGCAUCUGAUUCCAGAUCAGGACCUGAAGAAUACAUCUAACUGGUUCUUCAAGGAGCUGAUUAACACAUUUCUUCCUCAUCUGUGUGAGCAAGAAGAGGCUGAUACUGAGGACAGUGGGCUCCAUGUCCACAUACUGUUCUUAUGCCAGUGCUUGUAUGAGUCCCAGAGUCCUGAAGCAUGCAUCUACCUUCUAGACAAACUGGACUACCAUCUUGACCUCAGUGGAGACAGUCUGGAUCCUUACCCUUGCUGUGCUGUGGCCUUUGUGGUCACUCAGUCAAAGGAAAGGAAAAUAUGUCUGAACCUCGAGGAUGUUGUGAUAUCAGAACAAGGAAUGAGACAGCUGUUUGAAUGCUUUAAAAAUGUUCAGUGGUCUGGCCCUCUGCCUCGACAGCUUUGGGAGAUUUUUCUUAUCAAUGAAGAGCAGAUGAACUUUGUAAGCUUACUCAGCCUAGAUGGAAACCUUCACCUUCUAGUUGAUGGUGAAAAGAAGCUUUUUGAAAGAGCUGUGCAAGUCAUGCAGAGGAUGCCUACAAAGGUUAAUGUGUGCCUCCACUGGGACAAAGAAACUCCUGCCUGUCACAGUCAGUGUGAGUCUCUGUUAAAGGCUUUGCCGUUCAUCAGCUCACUCAGGUAAUUGCUGUUGUUUUAUCCAUCUGAGGAUGCACCUGCCCAACUCCCACGUGGUACCCCAAAUACUGUACCUCCCUCCGUCCAACAGUGCACUUCUUCUGGUUCCCCGUGAGCCCCGCCUGCCUCUGGGACUCCAGCACCAUGGCCACCCGCUGCACGUGCUCUGCCCAGUUGUUGCUAUGGAUGAUGACAUCAUCCAUGUAAGCGGCAGCAUAUGCAGCUUUUAAACACAGUACCCGGUCCAUAAGGUGCUGGAAAGUGGUCAGGGCUUCAAAUAAGCAGAAUGGAAGUGUGAUUAAUGGGUGCAAACUGUAAAGAGUGGAUAAGGCUGUUUUUUUGUUCCCUUAGACUCUGCAGAUAAGGUAAUGUGCAAGUAGCCCUUGGUUAAAUCCAGUUAAGUAAAAAAGCGAAAAAAGCUCAUCGAUCCGGGGCAUGGGACAAGCAUCAGUCUCUGACACCUGAUUCACCUUGAAAUAGUCCACACAGAACUGUAUAGACCUACCUUUCUUCUGUUGAUGCCAUCUUUAUCAUUUCUGCCAAUUCCUUUUGAACAGUCUGUCUUUUGUGCUCAGAUAACCUGUAGGACUGUGAAUGCACCGUCACGCCAAGCUGCAUUUCAAAGUGAUGCUCCAUGAGAUUCAUAUGGCCAGGCAGAGGAGAGACAUCCACAAACCGCUAUUUUUGAAAUGGGUGUUAACCGCUGCUCUCUGGGCCUGUGUGAGAUGGUUAUCACAAUGGUGGAAUUUGGCACCUCCAGCCCCAAUUCAUCUCUUUCCUUAACCAGGCUCACAAGAGCAGCGGUUUCAGCCCCUAUCUAUGCUUUAAGGAGAUUGAGGUGAUAGAUCUGUGUGGUUCCGCCCCUGUCUGACCAUGCCACCUUGUAGUCCACGUCCCACACUUGCCAUGUGACCACGAAGGGCCCUUGCCACUUGGCAAGUAGCUUUGAGCUAUAAGACGGGAGUAAUACAGCACUUUAUCUCCCAGUAGAAAUUGCCUGGGUCUGUUGUACAGGUGCUGGUGUUGUUCCUUGGCCUGAACUAAAUCCUCCCGUGAUAACCUAUCCAACGCUUGAAGCUUUGCUCUCAGGUCCAGGACGUAUUGAAUCUCAUUUUUAGCAGGGCUUGGACUCCCCAGUUUUCUUUAAUAAGGUUGAGCGCCAACCACAGUUUCCUGCCGAACAAUAACUGAAAGGGAGAAAAUCCCAGCACCGCUUCAGGGCUGACCAUCGUGAAUACACCGACCAUCGUUUCUUAUCACUUGGUCGAAGGCUGAGCGUAGGUUGUCAUCUCGAGACUGUUCCAAUAGAAAAAUCUUCCGUGGAGCACGCUGCCGUAUGCUCCUCCCUGGAGCCGGUGUUGGAUGACCCCACAUCACCGCUCAGCAUAUUUACUAACUAUGCUAUGCGUCCUCUUAUGUCCGGAUGUAAUAGCAUUUUAAUACCUGAAACUACCAUAAUCUAACAAGAAUGUUUGAAUGACAGAUUAGGGUUUAAAGCAGGGGUGGGCAACUCCAGGGUCAACAAUUACAACCAUAAACACACAAAAAAAAAACCUUAGGGGUGGCUAUUUUCCGCUGUUUAUUUUCAAUACCAUGUUUUAAUAGGUAGCUAAUUUUAACUUUUAACUUUAACAUUUGUAUUUAUAUGUAACACAGUAUCAUUGCUGUCUCAGAAUUGGGUUUGUACAAGCAUGGGCAUUCUACAUUUAUAAUAAGUUUUUUCCCCUUUUGUAUUCCAGCAUGACACUGACCCUGAUCUACUCCUGCUAUACAUUGGGUGCUUAAAGUUUGAUCAAAUCAAGUUUAACAGAAA